AUGAAGAUUAAGUUGGUCUUUGGGGGGUUUUCGUUGCAUGUGUGUAGUGUGUAUGCGCCGCAGGUAAGCUUGGAUGAGAAGGCGAAAGAAAAUUUUUGGGAGGACUUGGACGAGGUGGUGAGAAGCCUGCCUAGCUCGGAGAAGAUUGUCAUAGUAGGGGACUUCAAUGGCCACAUUAGGGUCUUACUGGGAGUUUAUAACAAUGUGCAUGGAGGUUAUUGUUAUGGUGACAGAAACUGUGAAGGAGCUGCUAUGUUGGAUUUUGCGAGGGCCUUUGGGCUGGUGGUAGUAAAUUUGAGUUUUCUGAAGAAGGAGGAUCACUUAAUUACCUUUCAAAGCGCGAUAGCCAAGACCCUGAUUGACUUUCUGCUACUUAGGAAGGGGGAUAGGGGGUUAUGUAAGGACAGUAAAGUCAUUUCAAGUGACCAUCUUUCGACCCUGUACAGACUUUUACUGAUGGACUUGUCUAUCAAGAAGUGCAAGACGAGAAGGGUCUGGGAGUGUCAUCCUAGAAUUAAGUGGGGGGCUUGA
Molecule: messenger RNA, 531 nt
Organism: Capsicum annuum
Lineage: Eukaryota; Viridiplantae; Streptophyta; Magnoliopsida; Solanales; Solanaceae
Product: craniofacial development protein 2-like
Exons: 1
Coding region: 1-531 (176 amino acids)
Biological process (GO): chromatin remodeling
Cellular component (GO): nucleus
Molecular function (GO): catalytic activity
Source: RefSeq, a predicted model, not a curated record